This is a messenger RNA of Adineta steineri, 345 nucleotides long. The record is from the annotation of a GenBank genome assembly. NCBI's taxonomy places the organism in Eukaryota, Metazoa, Rotifera, Eurotatoria, Adinetida, Adinetidae.
AUGACGACUGUUCCCUACACAGAUUCAUCUGUUACCAAUUUACCAUCAUCAUUUGAUACUGCUCAAAGUGAUGAUUUUUUUGGUUUUGGUAAUGCAAUGCAAGCAAUUGCUUCUAUUACGCCAAAAUAUCGAAAUCCGGAUGGUAGUGUACAACAGCCAACUCAAAUUGUAAGUGUUAGUAGUGGAAAUGCUCCACCUAAUUUGUCUCUUGAUUCAUCGGGUGGAACAUUUUUUGAUUUACGUUCUCAAAGUGAAAUAUUUGCCAGUAUGGAUGCAAUAUUAAAUGAACAUCGAGAAAAAGUUCUUAAUUCACCACAAACGUUAAAAAUGCUCGGACAACAAUAA